GGCGCGCAGCGACACGACACACGUCUAAAUUGCUUGUCAGAAAAGUUAGAGUUAUCAGCCUCGGACGACAGCGGCUCGUCCCUGUUUUUUCUCGGGAUGUGCGUGGUUUCCUCGUCGGACUAGGACCGGGGACCCCCUCGCUCGGUUUCGGUUGACACUUCGCUAUGAAUGGCGGGGGUUUCUCCGACUUUGCGUAACGUGAAACUUGCGGGAGCCAGUAAGGUGCUUUUCUCCUGAGAGGCUUUUCCUACCAAACUCCACAUUUCACCGUGUUUUUCACUCUCUGGACCCUGUUAUCAUGACGCCUGACCUCUUGAACUUCAAGAAGGGAUGGAUGUCCAAACUGGAUGGCAGCGGGGAGUGGAAGAAGCACUGGUUUGUUCUGACUGACGCUGGUCUGAAGUAUUACAGAGACUCCAGCGCAGAGGAGAAAGAUGACGUGGAUGGGGAGAUUGACCUUAAAUCCUGUGUGAAGGUGUCGGAGUUUGAUGUGGAGAAGAACUAUGGGUUUCAGAUACAGACGCGGGAGGCCAUGUUCACACUGUCUGCCAUGACGGCUGGAAUCAGACGGAACUGGAUAGAAGUUUUAAAGAAGAGUAUUCGGCCCAGCAGCUCUCCAGACCUCACACAAUUACCAGAUAACAACAGCGACAAGGAAAACUCCCAUGGGCGCUUUUCACUGUCUUCACGUCGUCCAUCUUCACGUCACGGCGACACACAUUCAGAAGUCCCGCUGAGCUCCACCACGACACCUCAUCGCAGGUUGGACUACGUGGAGCUCUCACCGGUUCCCGCCUCCACCGGUCCUCCACCAGCCGGUCAGCGAGAGGCGGGAGAGGGGCAGGGGAGGGAGCACAGCCAAUGGCAGGAGGAGAGGAAUACAAGCAGCCAGUGGGCGGCCGUGCUGUCCCAGAAGGCCAGCGGCACGGGAUCAAACCAAAGGCUACGCAUGGAAGAGGAUAUCGAGAAGAAGUGGGCUGAAUUUGAACGAAUGCCGUUAAAGGACGUGAGCUCCUUCCCAUCACCUGGAUCACGGACUUCUAGCCAGUCAGCCAACGAGGCGCUGCAGAGGGAGGUAGUGGCGUCACUGAGGCAACAGCUGGAGCAACUGCAACAGAGGGAGGGAGGAGAAGGGGGAGGGAGAGGUGGAGGACAUGUGUGGGGCCGCUGUGGCCCUGAAGCUCCCUGCAGCCGCAGCCUGGUGGCCAUGGAGCGGGCUCACCAGCAGGCGCUGGAAGAGCUGCAGAAGCAGCACGACCGACAGAUCAGGGAACUAGAGAACGAGAAAAACCGGCUGCUGCUGGAGGAGACCCAGGACACAGCACGGGUGAUGGAGGCUUUGAAGAAGAAGCAGAAAGAGGAGCUGGAGAGAGUGAAGAGGCAGAGCAGCGGGGUGCUAGAUUCACAGACUCUGCGAGCUCAGCAACAGGUGGAAACUCAGGCCCUGCAGAGAGAGCUGGCUGGUCUGUCUGAACGCUACUCUCAAAAGUGUCUGGAGCUGAACCGAGCAGAGCAGAGCAGCGCCGAGAGAGAGAGGGAAAUCAGCCGCAAGGAGAAAGAUUUGGAGCAGCUCAGGAAGGAGAACGUGGACCUAAAGGCCCGUUUGACAGAAGAAAUGACUCGUACGCGAUCCACCAUCACAGAUCAGGGCUCAGGGGACAAAGACAAGAUGCCAUGUGAACUACAGGUUCUCCUCAGGAUAAAAGACUAUGAGAUAGAGUACUUGCACAAAGAGAUCAGCUGUCUCAGGAACGAGCUGCAAUUUCUAAAUACGGAAAAGCGGCUGGCCUGUGAGCGCUACGCCGAGGUGCACGGGGAGCUGAGUGGGAUGAAAGGCAGAACUGAGCGUGAGAUUCAGAGUCUGAAAGAGCACUUGAGACUGGCCAUGGCUGCUCUACAGGAGGGCCAGACGCUUGGGAACAGCCUGGACCACUGAGAGGCUGCUGGUGGUACCGAGGCUCUCGCAGAUGCAGCAACACAUUGGGACUGAUGUAGAACUGAAAGGGAGUGAGACUGCAUUGUCACCAUGAUACAGCCAAAACAUAUGAGUCUGUUUUAGAUACUUGUCAGAGCUUUUUUCUUUUUUGUUUUUAAUCCGUCACCGUGGUAAUUGAAUCAAAGAUAAAGAAAUUGGAGCAUAGGUGUUGGACUCCUACAACUAUGUCAGAACCUUAGUAAAGACUCAGCUUUCAGUCAUUCUGCCAAUGAGUAGUCGGUUUCAUUACACUGAGCCACAUGUGAUGCGUUAAAGUGCACUUUUCUAUUUUUAUUUUUUUGCUUGUGUGAGUGCAAGCCUGUAUAAGUGCAUAUUUGGUCUAAAAACUGGAAGAUUUAUCAGGUUUUUAUUUCAUCAGGCAUUGAUAGAUUUCAUGCUGUCGACUCUUGUGGUUGAUGAACUUGUCAUUGCCCCUGUCUGUUGCCUGAGACAGCAGGGGUCAGAAGUAGCUACUGUCAUCAGUUUUGUUAUACAGCUUUCAUGUUAUGUUUGUGUUUACUUUGUGGAGAUGGUAUGCAUUUCUUAAGAAGUGGGAGUUUAUCAUUUGUGGUCAUUAUUUUUCAUUUUCUGGAUAAACAUUUGGGCUUGUCUGUUGUUUGAUAAAGCACAAUUAUGUUGGGAUUAAAAAAAAACAACCGACAAUUUCUGAUUGGCAGGCUGAAUUGGGAAUGUGAUGUAUGAUUGCUUAGAAACUGGUUCAUACUUAAUUUUCAAUUAGGAAUCUUGCAAAAACUGUUGAAUGAUUGUUACACGUGUCUGUAUUUUUAAGCCAUGAACCCCCAAGCUCCCAGUCUUGCCUGAUCAUUCCUGCUAUGCUUUAGUUGUGCCACCAUCACAACAAAUGACAGGUUUUGCAUCAAUGAGCCAUUUUUCUUCUUUUUUAAUUUUUAUUUUGUACUUUUACAUUUCUUAUUAAGAAAUAUUGUGAUAAAAUGACUUACUGUAUCUACCUGCGUUUUGGAAGCAUUUUUAUAUUUAAUGUACUGUAGAGCCUGUAAAGUCUUUGUAAAUUAUACUCGUUUUGCAAUCAAUAAAGCAACUUCAG
Cololabis saira (Pacific saury) is the source of this 3041-nucleotide messenger RNA. RefSeq names its product TRIO and F-actin binding protein b (gene triobpb). The transcript is spliced from 12 exons. The record is from RefSeq and is a predicted model, not a curated record. Lineage: Eukaryota; Metazoa; Chordata; Actinopteri; Beloniformes; Belonidae. Gene Ontology annotation, molecular function: actin filament binding. Gene Ontology annotation, cellular component: actin cytoskeleton. Bases 299 to 1936 code for a protein of 545 amino acids. Gene Ontology annotation, biological process: positive regulation of substrate adhesion-dependent cell spreading; actin filament organization.